CUGUAGUCCAUAGACACAAACCACAGGCCGGUCCAGGUGUUUCUGCUAUAAAUAUGUACCUCGAUCUCCUCCAGGCAAUAAGGCAAUAAGGCAAAGCAAAGGACGCUCUGCACUCGUCUCUUGUGCUUACUACCGCCAGACCCAGACGACGACGACCAUACCAUACCAUGGCCAUGGCCACCACUGAUCGUGCAUCAUCAUCAUCAGCUGCUGCUCUCCUCUUGCUGCUCCUGGCGCUCGCCGUCGCCGGCACCUCGUCGGCGCAGCUGUCCACGGGCUUCUACUCCUACUCCUGCCCCGGCGUCUACGGCGCCGUCAAGUCGGUGAUGAAAUCCGCCAUCGCCAACGAGAAGCGCAUGGGCGCCUCCAUCGUCCGCCUCUUCUUCCACGACUGCUUCGUCCAGGGCUGCGACGCGUCGCUGCUGCUGGACGACACGGCCACCUUCCAGGGCGAGAAGAUGGCGACGCCCAACAACGGCUCCGUGCGAGGCUUCGAGGUCAUCGACGCCGUCAAGUCGGCCGUCGAGAAGGUCUGCCCCGGCGUCGUCUCCUGCGCCGACAUCCUCGCCAUCGCCGCCAGGGACAGCGUCGUCAUCCUGGGCGGGCCGAGCUGGGACGUCAAGGUCGGGCGGCGGGACUCGACGACGGCGAGCUUCAGCGGCGCCAACAACAACAUCCCGCCGCCGACGUCGGGGCUCGCCAACCUCACCUCGCUCUUCGCCGCGCAGGGACUCUCUCAAAAGGACAUGGUCGCGCUCUCUGGUGCUCACACCAUUGGGCAAGCACGUUGCACCAACUUCAGAGCCCACAUAUACAACGACACCGACAUCAACUCUGCCUUUGCAAAAACAAGGCAAUCAGGUUGCCCAAGCACCUCAGGUGCAGGUGACAACAAUUUGGCACCAUUGGACCUUCAAACCCCUACUGUCUUUGAGAACAACUACUACAAGAACCUUCUUAGCAAGAAGGGGCUUCUACACUCUGACCAAGAGCUCUUCAAUGGUGGAGCCACCGACACGCUGGUCCAAUCCUAUGUUGGUAGCCAGAGCACAUUUUUCACAGAUUUUGUGACGGGUAUGAUUAAGAUGGGUGACAUCACACCAUUGACGGGCUCCAAUGGCCAGAUAAGAAAGAACUGCAGAAGAGUUAAUUAGUUCAUUAAUUAAGAUGAUGGACUGCGAAUGAACUAUCUUUGAGGCUUGUUCUUCUUCAGUUAUGCAUGUCUAGUGACUUUUUGUAGCUUUACAUAUAUUUUACAACUGUGAAGUCAUUGUGUUGUGUUUGAUGUGUUUGCAUGUCAUUUCUUUUUAAAUGAUGAAUGAAUCACUUCUUGUUUAUGUCA
Messenger RNA from Sorghum bicolor (sorghum), 1342 nucleotides. RefSeq names its product peroxidase 4. NCBI's taxonomy places the organism in Eukaryota, Viridiplantae, Streptophyta, Magnoliopsida, Poales, Poaceae. The record is from RefSeq and is a predicted model, not a curated record. Gene Ontology annotation, molecular function: heme binding; peroxidase activity. The transcript is spliced from 2 exons. Gene Ontology annotation, biological process: hydrogen peroxide catabolic process; response to oxidative stress. The coding region runs from base 168 to 1154 and encodes 328 amino acids.